AUGUCAGUCAACCCAUCUCAUGUCAAUCCGCUCGAUUGCAGCGAGGUAUCCGAACAAUGCCCAGUCAAGGCCUCGAUCUACGGGUACUAUCCUAUUCUAGCAUCAAACGCCUUUUUCAGCGCCCUCUUUGGGCUUUGCUUCAUUGUCAAUCUUGGCAUCGGCUGGCGCUCUAGGACUUGGUCCUACAUGCUUGCAAUGUCCCUUGCCUGCAUAUCUAGCUGCAUCGGCUAUGUUGGUCGAUGCCUCAUGCACCGCAAUCCCUUCGACUCCGUCGGCUUCGAGAUCCAGAUAUGCUGCCUCACAUUCGCCCCAGCUUUCAACGCUGCUGCUAUCUAUCUGAUCUUGAAGCAUCUGGUCUUGCAGCUAGGCAGAGACUGGUCAAGGGUCAGACCGAAAUAUUACACAUGGGCUUUCAUCACAGCCGACUUUCUUGCCUUGACUCUACAAGCAGCGGGUGGAGGCAUUGCAGGAUCCGCUGGAGACGAUGAGAGCUUUCGAAAUGUCGGAGACAGACUCAUGAUUACUGGUAUCUCCUGGCAGGUCUUGACUCUUCUGAUAUUUGGUGCAGCCGUCACGGACUAUUCUAUUCGACGGCUGAAAUCUCAGCCCCUUUCCGAAUCUGCGCGGUCUCUGAUACUCGAUCCGAAGUUCCGGAUUUUUGUGAUCGCACAAUUAAUCGCUUACCUUGCUAUCCUGAUUCGAUGCGUCUACCGAGUUGCUGAGAUGGCCAAUGGGUGGCGCAAUCCUAUCAUGCAGAAUCAAGGCCUCUUUAUCGGACUUGACAGUGUCCAGGUUGGCGUUGCCACAAUCCUUCAAACAUUUCUCCACCCCGGCUACUUCUUCCCAGCACUCGAAAGCUACGGGCAACGCAAGAAGGCCCAAAAGGCUAGUAAUGUCUCUUACGAGAUCAGCAGAAGUGAGAGCCAGAUGGAAAAGGCUUUGGUUUAG
Molecule: messenger RNA, 948 nt
Organism: Fonsecaea multimorphosa CBS 102226
Lineage: Eukaryota; Fungi; Ascomycota; Eurotiomycetes; Chaetothyriales; Herpotrichiellaceae
Exons: 2
Coding region: 1-948 (315 amino acids)
Cellular component (GO): plasma membrane; fungal-type vacuole
Source: RefSeq, a predicted model, not a curated record